AUAUUGUUAUAUAUUACUUGCUGACGUGCCGUUUAUAGAGAAAUGUAAAGCGAAAACGUGUGUGUCGCUCUAACGUUAAUGAAGUGUUUGACAUAUUGCGUGCACUCACGCAGAGGAAAUGUGUUGUCUUUUGGAUUAAACAUUGGCGAAUCAUCAAGAAACAUUUCGAAAUUUACGUCCAGCUGACACAACAAAAUUAUUCAGGAUGGGUUCUAUUGCUAUGGAAGAAUAUGAACUGAUGAAGGACUCAAAGUACAGAGUGUAUGUUUCUGCUGUUGACAAAGCAUUGAAAAACUUUGAAUAUACUAGUGAGUGGGCAGAUCUAAUAUCUGCUCUUGGGAAGCUGAAUAAAGUGCUGCUGAAUUAUAUGAAAUUUCCAGUUAUUCCACGCCGUAUAAAAAUCAGUAAGCGUCUUGCACAGUGUAUGCAUCCAGCACUGCCUUCAGGUGUUCAUUUAAAAGCUCUUGAGACUUAUGAUAUAAUAUUCAAAUGUAUGGGAACAAACCGUUUAAGUCAUGAACUAUUCAUUUAUAGUGCUGGCUUGUUUCCACUUCUGGGCCAUGCUGCCAUGAAUGUCCGUCCUUCACUUCUCACUGUAUAUGAAACACAUUUUGUACCUCUGGGAGAGAGACUUAGACCUGGACUUAGUGGUUUCUUGAGUGGUGUUCUACCAGGCUUAGAAGAAGGUUCUGAUCAUUUUGAAAGAACUACCUCAUUGUUAGAAAAAGUUUGUGAUGGAGUAGGUCCAAACCACUUUUAUGGAUGUCUGUGGGAUUGCAUAGCAGCAAAUAGUGGUAUACGCCUCCCUGCUAUAUCCUAUGUUCUGUCACACUUCAACAAGAGGCUUUCUAUGGAAGAUCAGUUAUUCAUCAUGGGGACCAAUGUUGACAUUAUGGUUAGUGCACUGUGUGCAUGUAUGCAAGACACUAGUGUGCUGGUGCAGCGCAGUGCGCUCGACCUGCUGCUUGUGGGAUUUCCUAUGCACAAUAACCAGUUAUUGCGCACUGAUGUGGUACGACUUGUAACGGCCUCUCUUACUACCAUACUUCGUAGAGAUAUGUCACUGAACAGGCGUUUAUUUGCUUGGCUACUAGGAUCAGAAGUAAAUGUAUCUUUACUGAGUUCAGAACAUCCUCUUGUUAAGAAAUCUCGCAGCAUAGAAUCUACUUCAUCCAAUACCUCACCAUAUUUUGAGAUGUAUUCCAGAGAUCUCUUGAUUCAGGCUAUAAAAAUUACUCUAAGUCAGAGUGCAAGUCACCCACAAGAUGUUCGUCCUUAUCGCCUUUUGGUUUCUCUCUUGGACAAGCCAGACAUAGGGCCUGAGAUUUUAGAUGAUAUCCUGUAUGAAGUUUUCAGGACACUUUAUUUAGCUUGUGAUGGAGGCAAACUGGCUUCUGUUGCUUCCACAGCUACAUACAAAGGCAGCCAAGAACUUCUGAAGUCUGCUAAUUUGUUGUUCAGCACACUUGAGCCAUGUUACAUUUGGGUCUACUUGGGUACCCUUUUUGAUAAAGCUUGUGGUGCUCAAGCAGUUGUUGAUACAGCAAAGAUCUCACAACCUGUGGAUUUGAAAGUUAACGAUGAAGUGAAAUCUGUUGGUCAAGGACAACCAAAUCUCCUAGAGGUAUGUACACUUGCAGAAUUCCUUCUGGAUGCUGUAUCUCUUGAGGCAUAUAUGGACACCACGAGUGAGCAUUUACCAGGACUCUUUCUUCACAUUAUUUGCAAGUUAACAGAGCAUUGUGAUAAUCUCUCAGCAGAAGAUAUAGCACGUUCUCUCCAACUGUGUGCAAAAAUACUUUCAAAAGUGCAGCCCUCAGUGGUAGCGGUUAGUUCACUAAAUGGGAAAUCAGCAAGUGAUCAGAUAGACACAACCAUUAACCAAAUAUGUAGCCCCAUAGAGCACAGCAAGUCUUUACCAGAUAUUACUGAUAAAAGCAAAAAAUCAAGAACCAGUGGUAAGGGUUCAAACAAAAACAAGAAAUCAAAGUUUCGCUUGAGACAGUCUGGUGAGAAAAAUGAAGUCAUUGAUGAAAUUAGUCCUGUUGUAGUAACAGUGAGUUCCAAUUCUCAAGAAAAUUUAUGUGAAGAAAGGACAGUUGAUGAAUCUGCUGCUGAAGUUACAGUCAAUGGACAUCUGAACAUUAGUAUUAGUAGUUCAGGAAAACUCAGUCCCAAUCUGUCUUACGGAAGUGCAGCACAGCAAACAGAUACUGAAACUAGUUUGAUGGGAAGUGAAGCUGAUAUAACUAGUCAGUCAGUUUCAGAAGAGUCGUCUGAACCUCCUUUAUUGCCUUCAAAACAGCAGUCACUGCUUGAAGAGUGCUUAAAACAGUAUAAAAUAUUCUAUGUGAAGUUUAUGUGUAAUAAACGGUUAAUGGGCUGUGAUGUGGAAUCUCUCUUCAAACAACUUAUUAUUCAUCCACAAGAAACAGAUGAUGAAAGGACUGAAAAGCUUAUAUGUAUUUUGAAUAGGUGUUUGGAAAGCAAUGAUCACAGUUGUCAGUUCUGCGAAGAAAUUACAGAGCUGGAAAAACAUAACUAUUCUACUCUAUCAGGAAGAAAUGACAAUAGAAGGAAAAUAUACUUUUGCAAGUCUAAUGCCCAAGAGUGGGAAUCACCUGUAAAAGUAUCAUGCAAUCUCUUGGUGGAACUGUCCACAUUUCCCACUUACUGUCUUCCAGAAACACCGAUAGACGAGCCAACAGGAUUAGCAAACUUUCCCAAAUGGCUACAAGUUCUAGUGGUUUGUGCAUGCUAUCUUGCGGAUGCCCCAGCAUUGCAGCUAACAGCCAUUGCCACUCUGCUUGAGCUAAUGUCGCUGUUGCGAUCACAGACUCACAGAGAUGAAGUGACAGAUCAUUUGGACCACCAGGGUGUUGUUUCUGUUGUCAUGAAACCUCUUUUGAGGCAAUGGGAUGUGACAUUUCUUGAACAUCACACAAUUACAGUCCAGAUUGUGGCGAAGGCACUUUGGGAUCAACUUGGUCAGCUGGAGCCUGAUGGUCAGGUGCACUGUGUGGAGCUACUGCAUCAACUGCACAACCUACUUCCUGGUUCACGAGUUGUUGAAGAUGUUGUGGGUGAAUCUCUUUGUGGACCAAUCAGUUUUGACCAGUCUGAUUACUGCUCCAGCACAUUUGAGAAAUUUUCACUGCUCUGGCACGUAGGGAGAGAAGUUGAAGCCAAGGGUGCAGGCUGCCACCCAGUCAGAUCAUUUGACAGGUGUCUGCUGAAAAUGCUAGACCAGUUACAGCAAAGUGAGAGUUGCCCUUUACGGCUACAGGCCCAGACAUGGCUACUUCAUUCGUUGGUUCGUGGUGAUGUUGCUCGCUUAAUAGAUCCUCUUCUGCUGAUGCUAUUGGAUCCAGCCACAGCUCGUGUUAGUGUACUGCAUGUCAGUGUCAAAGAGCGUGACCGUCCACAGAACCUGUCGUCUACUGAUAUGCCUCGAGUGUAUGCCAUAAGCUCCAUUGAUGGCCACAUUAUCUAUCAUGUGUCAAGUACUUCUGCUCCCAGACAUGGUGAUGCUUUUGCAAGAAGAGUUUAUACAAUGACAACACUGGCAGCUGGUGGUAAUGGAAAAUGCCACAUCACAGACAAAGAUUCUUGUACGAAACUUCCAGAUGUGUUGCAAGCACCUUCUCCUUCCAGCUGUCGAAAUAUAUCGUUAUUUGUGAAUCCGUUUGCUGCAUCUGCUAGCAGCAAUACAAACUCAAAUGAUUCUGCUACUGAGGAAGACUCUACUGCUACUUCACACAGUAAAACACCGGAGGCAUCAAGUUACCCUGGUGAAUUGCCUAGGUUUGGUCGCUCUUGGAAGUUAAGAAGUGGGCGGGGGAGAAAUAAAUUGGCUGCUUUUGGCAAUGCUUCCACAAUUGCAAUUCACAAAAAGAGCAAGAGUGCUGAAUUUCUACAGUCUGACAUUCUGCCAAAUGGAACUUACAGGAAACUUGGCAGUGGGAGCCAAACUAGUCUCAGUUGUGGGGACGAAGAAGAAAAUUCUUCUGAUAGUAAUUUAUCAGAAAGUUGUGAGGAUAGCACUGGUGUUGUUAGAAGAUGGUCACUUGGAGAGGAUGUACUAGCAGACUUUGAUGAUUCAGUUGCCGAAAAUAGCUGUCUUGAAAUGGGGAAGGAAGUAACAACCAGCAAGGAGAUAGUUGAACAAAUAUUGUAUGAAGUAUUGGAUAAAGUUGUCAGCAGUUUUGAAGAAAAAGAUCAGGAUUCAGAAGAAAAGCAGAGUCUUGCCAGCAAAGUUCCAAGCACUACUUUGCGAGUUCAUCAGUUACAUUCUCAUAUGCUCUUAUAUUGUGCUGUUUAUGACUCAAAUCGGACAUUAUAUGCACUGAGUACAUUGAGGAACAUACUAUUGACCAACUCCAGGAUGUUUCUGUGUGCAACUGCGACAACAGGGCUAGCAAAUGUUGCACGUGGAUCUGGACUGAUGAUGUUGUUAGCAAGACACCGUAAAUCUGUAUUUGGAAGAAAUUUUCAUGGAGAAAUACCAUCUGGUGGUGGAGAAUUUGGUGCUGCAUAUAGAAGCAGCAUGUAUUUGGAAGUUCUGUUGCUGGUUUGCCUUUAUUUUGCAAGAAGCUACUAUCCCAAUUUAGGAGAAAUGCGACUGACACAGGAGGAGAUAUCUGGAAAUCGCAAGGUCCAGCUAGCUAGUACUGAACUCCUUACGAUCAUCUGCUAUGAACUGAUUUUGAUUGUAAGAGACAGUGGAAGAGGUUUCGCUAGCUACAUAGCAGAUUUGAUGGCCCGAUGUAAAGUUCAGAAAAUUGCGUUGCACUGUAUAUUGUCAAGCGUGCACUGCAUGAAAGUCCAUGACAUCAGUAAAGAAGACAGCCCUCUUAAGGUUAAUGACAACCCUUUACAAAGAACACUAACGGAAGAAAUUAUGCAUUUCAAUGACCCUGAUUCAGAAUAUGCGGAAAGUAGCAGCAGAUGUAAAUUUCGUUGUUCGGAACAUUCAGAGGGAUUUCAGGUGCAACUUUUGAGGCUACUUCUUGCUUUAGUAAUGCUUGAACACCAAGUUAAUGCUCAGAAGAGUGAUAGUGAGUCUGCAACUGUUACAAACAGAGAAAGCACAUCUUCUGUGAAGAGCACUUCAUCUUCGAAUCAGUUAAAAUACCAUCCAGGACUUGACAUACCUCAACAGUCAAUGUUCUUAGCUUCUGUUUUGACUGCAUUAAGACAGAGGCAUAUGCGCCAUCUGCAUCAUCAGUGGACCAAUCUCAUAGCUUCUGCUCUCCCAUUUAUGGGAUCAUCUCUGACUGAAGUAGUUAUGAGUGUCAUCAAUCAAUUAUGCAGCAACAUAGAAAACCUGUCUCAGCAUUAUGGCUCAGAAGACAAUAGAGAGGACUUGUGUUGCCUACCUGCAGACUACGCAGUUACUCAGCUGGAAGCACUGACACUGUUGUGCCACUACUGUUUGUUGGACAGCACACAGCAGCAAUCACACGCUUUCAGUCAGCAGAUGCUUGGUGCAGUUACGUCUUUAAAUGUUGGUCUGCCUGGUGCCAACCCAGGGCAGGUUUUCAGCAACCUUGUGCAUGUAUUCAUGCCUGUCCCUGCACAACAGGACAAUACUCAUGGGAAGGAUAAACCUACAGUUGUGGAUCCACAUAUUUCAGCCAGGCGCAAAGUUCUGAGCAACAUGCCACGUAUUUUUGCGAGUGUAGCGGCUCUGUGGCAAGCAAUUAUGACUGGACAAGACUGGGAGCAGAAAUCUUGUGUGCUGGGCAGUCCUAGAAUUGUCAAGCAUCAGUUACUGGAAUUUCUCAGUCCUAUUUCUCUCCACCAUGGCAUAAACUUCAUAGCAGCUAUUGCCAUUGCAUGGCAGGAACGUAAACAAACUGGUCCUCAAACUGGACGAAAGGCUGUUCCAGUGGCAACCCAAAGCCAGCAAGUGCUGGUGUAUCUAAUAUCAGCGAUACGUGUUAUGCCUAUGGAUACAUUGGUGCAGACUGUACACCAGGUAGUGAAGCAGCCCCCACCCAUUGAAGGAUUUAAGAAGGAGGCUUGUAUAGAAGUUAGUGUUCUGGAGUUGUUUUACUGCUAUAUGCAAACAACUUCUGGCUCUCAACUCACUGAGAGCUGGAGUUCUUUAAUAGGACUUCUGCGUGAUGGCUUGACACUCUCACCACCAGCUCAGUUCUUGAUGCUAGCUAUACUGAACGAGUUUGUGCAGAAGACACCUCCACUUUCAGAGAAAAAAGAGCUUAGGGAUUUGCAAGACAUCACAGCAAAGCUUAUAGAGUCAUGUGCUCAGAUAGCAGGAGCUUGUCUGGAGCAAACAACUUGGCUACGUCGCAACAUGGCUGUCAAAGAAGAGGAGCUGGAAAGUAUGCCUGAUGGAAAGGAAAAGGAUUCCUCUGUAUCAACAUCAGCAGCACAGUACAGUAUUCAGGCACAGGCUGUGCUUGCAGAAUUAUUGGCUCCUCUUCUUGAUGUCAGCUAUGGCAGCCAAGAAAAAGAGAGAGUGGUUACGCUUCUUACAACUGUUAUGUAUAACAUAACACCGUAUCUCAAAAACCACUCGCGCCGGAAUGUUCCGAGUUUCUUCACAUGCUCUCAACUUCUGGCAAGUCUGAGUGGUUAUCAGUAUACUCGGAAGGCAUGGCGAAAGGAUGUGUUUGAGUUGCUUCUAGACCCCAACCUAUUUCAGAUGGAAGCUAAAUGCCUUCCCUUCUGGAGAACUGUUGUGGACAACCUUAUGACUCAUGAUACUACAACUUUCCGUGACCUCAUGGGGAGAGUAUCGCUGGCCCAGAGUGGAUCUUUGAGCAUAUUUUCCAGCCGUGAGCAAGAGUAUGAGCAAAGAGCUCAGCUCCUGAAACGUCUUGCAUUUGUGAUUCUCUGUAGUGAAACAGAUCAGUACCACAAGUAUAUGCCUGAAAUUCAAGAACGGCUUGCUGAAAGCCUGCGGCUGCCACAAGUGGUUCCAUCAGUCCAGGCACAGGUGUUUCUAUGCUUCCGAGUGCUGUUGCUGCGAAUGUCACCACAACAUGUAACAUCAUUGUGGCCAGUGAUUGUCAGUGAACUAGUCCAAGUGUUCCUGCACAUUGAACAGGAGCUUAGUACUGACACUGAGCAAUUCAGCUCACACAUCCGUCUGCUGUCCGCCCUUGACUCAUCUUGGGUUGUAAACAGUAACAACGGCCUACACGCUCAUGGUCAUCCACAUUGGCGCCAACUGCAGCUGAGUGCUGCUAAACUUUUGGACCUCGCUCUUUUGUUGCCUGCACACCACUUGCCUCAGUUUCAGAUGUAUCGUUGGGCAUUUGUGGGUAGUUCUGAGCUGUCAGAUGUGGAUAAUCAAGGACUAGGUGAAACAGCUCGUCCGCAUGAUUUUGUUCCUCACAUCAAACGGAUAGCUCAUUUAAUGGAUAUAAAGUUUCAGGCAUCAGUGGAACCAAUGACACGCCAGCCUGGGCAGUUGCUUCUCACAACCAGCACCAUUGAUACACUUCAAGAUUUGCAUCCAUUUUUCACAACACUAAGUCAGCAUCGUACUCAGCCUCCAGUUACAUCAAUCAGUCAGCUUGAAAGUGCCAUAGAAUUAGACUUCUUGGAAAAAUUACCUCCUAGAUAAAUCCAUUAGCAUGUGCUACAAUUGGUAUCAAGAAUUGCAUGCUCUGUGUUGUGAAUUUCUGAAUUCCUCUUCUGAUUUUGGGUUCGUAAAUUUGUGACUAUACAAGUAAAAUUUCAUUUCUGCCAUCAUCAGGGAAUGUCAGGUAGAACAGAGAAUAAGGAUCUUAUAGCGUACAGUUAAAAACAAUUUUGAGGCACUCUGUUAUACAGUGUAAUUGUUUUUUGAAUUUAUACAUUAUUUAUGUGACUGUUCUCUUACACACCUUUCAUGUCAGUGACUGGCAGUCUCAGAGGAUGCAUGCAGCAAAAUAAUUUGGUACUAUACCUGAAUUUACUGCUACACAGCAGCCUUUUUUUUUUUUUUUUCUUGAUCAGGCACAGUUAUAUGCGCCAGUUGCUUGUCUCUUAACGUGGUUCUAGUUUAGUAAGAGCCUAAUGGUAGAAUAGGCACAGUGUAUUCUUACUUUUCGUAUUUUCUUAGUAACUUAGUAAAUGUGAACGAAAGUGCAGGGAAAAUAUGGGCAUGUGUUAACUUAAAAACUGAGAAAUGUUACCUGUCUGUUUAGUUACUACAUUCACAAGUCCUUUUUGUUGUAUCGGAUGUUGAAGAUGAUGACAAGCCUAUUUUGCCCCCCCCCCCACACACACACACACACACACAGUAUUCUACAAUUUCCAGCAAGAUAAUGUACAGGCAUAUGAAGAAGUCAAGCACAAUACUUUAGUAUUUGUAACUUCGGAGUUAGGUAAGAACGUAUGGCAGAUUUCAUCUCAUAUUUGUCUGAAGUAUUUGUUGUCCAGAGUAUCUCAAUAAGAGACGCUGCUUGGAAAUUGAUACUACAUACUGCACUUGGCACAGAGGUAGCUGGUUUAACAACACUGCAUUUACUAAGUCAUUCUAUUGUGAAUUGUGGUUUACUACUCUCUUAACGCACAUAAUGUAAAUAACUUGAUUCAGGUACAGGAGACACGCCAAAAUUGCAGUAAAAUUUCACUAUAAACAUAGAACAGUUGGUGUUAACAAAAGGAUACUAAUACACAUUUGUUCUGUAUACAUAGAAGAAAAUCUAACACUUGAUUACCCACUGCUCAAAUUAUCAUGUCAUCCUCUAUGAAUUCUUCUAUUGAACAGUAGUUCUUCCACAGAACAGCUUCAAAGUAUCUUGGAAAAUACCUUAUGAGUAAUGAAACAAAUUCCUCUGACGUAUUUUACAAUUUUUGCAAACAACUCUUCCUAGACUUGCAUGUUUCAUUACUUGAACAUACUUAUAAGAGAAAUAAUGAAAAGGGGGAGACAGGUAUGACUUUCACAUUAUUGUUGUUACUGUUUAGAUAGUGUACCUGCAAUUGGAGAUGGGAUAUAAACCAACCAUGUUUUUCAAUAAUUUCUAUCUAGGAGUCCUGAAUCUUGAUGUGCUGUAAUCAUACUUACUACAUUCUUACCUUCAGGAGGCAAAAUCAAAACAAGGGGACUCUGGGAGUGGCCCCCCUGCAAUUUCCUUCCUACUUAUAAUCUUCAUACAUCCAUUUAAUGGUAGAUAUUGCAACAGCUUAUAGGCUUUGAAAGCCAGUGUCUGUACCUCAGUUUCACUUAGCUAUAUGACUCAGUUCUCAGAAAAUUCAAAUAAAUUACCUUUGAAGAAUGGAAAUUUUCAGAACACAAUUAAGUACAAAACAUUUGUAUUGUAUUAACAAAUUUGUUGGUAGCUCAGUGCAUAGCAUAAUGGAAUUGUAAUUGUAGAGUCAUAGGUUUGAAUGUAGGUAGGUGGUAGAUUAUUUGUUAUUAGCUUUUUAAAUUCCAUAUUUAUUAACCAAUGGAAAUUAACUAAUAAAUAAUCACAUUUUUAGUAAAAAAAUUUACUUUUAAUUGCUGUUCAUUCAAAAAUGCGAGUAUUCACAGUGAAUUAAAAUUCAGUAUAAAAAUGCGAAAUGUCAAAUAUAAAAUUAAGUUUUUUGUAACAUCCUUUUUCUGUGUCUGUAUCAACUUUUAAUUUAUUUUCUUACAAACAAUUAUGAUUUAAUAUUUGUUAAUUAAAAUUCCCAUUUUAAAAAUUAAAACAAUUAUGCACAUUAGUGACUUCGUGACUACAAUCUGAUAACACGAUGCUCCUACCUACUGAUCAAUUAAUUAAUGAAAUACAAAUGUUUUUUGCUGAACACUGCUUGGAAAUCUCCAGAUCUUCAAAGGUGAUUUGGGAGGGGGUGUAUACUGCUUUAGGAAUUUGAUGUCUGGGCUCUGACUUUAAAAUCCUAUGUGCAGAUCUGUCUGAUCCUUGGUGUUACAAUGUCAGUUAUUUUAUUUGUUUUGCCAUUUUCCUGUAUUCUAACUGCCUUGUAUUGUGCUGUCACACAGUUGAGUAUAUGUCUUUUUCACUGUUUGUUAUGUAGUGUAUAUGGUUGUAUUAUGGUGCUUACAUGGAUAGUAUCUUGUACUGAUACUAAUAAUUAAAACAAACAAACAAAAUAAAGAAAUCUGGUUUAGCGUGUAUAAUUUAUCUGUUGGACUGAAAUACACAAUACACUGAAUCGAGCACUGUUGCUAAUGUAGUUUAACUGUAAUAUAUAUAAAUCAAAUACCAUUUUAUAAACAAGAAUUUGGAAAGGCAGCUUGUAUCUGAUUUAUGUGUAGCACAUAGAAAUUCGAAACAACACAGUCUGUAGUAGUUUCUGAUCCAGACCUCCUUUAAUUCAAAGCUAAUAAAUCUCUGUGCUGGUACAUGUUGUUAUGCAUGAUACAUCAAUUGGCUACAAGUGGGUGAUUGUCUUUGCUAAUUUUUGUUUGUUUACAUCCUGUUAUGAAUGAGUACUCUCACGAGCCUGUACCAAAGCUUAAAUUUCUGUUAUUAGUGAUAGUAAUUUCAUUUUUUUUGUUCUUUGUUGUCAGCGUAUUUUCAUGUUCAAUCGUACUGACUGGAAUUUGUGUACAGUUUAUUGCAUAAAAGACUGAUUCCAUUAAAACACUUAAAGAAAAAGAGAUAUGUGAACAGAAAAUAUUUUGUAUCUAUUUGUAAAUUUGUAACGUCUGUAAAAGUGUAUAAAAUUUAUUGUUACUGUUAUGUCCAGAGUAUAUAUACAUUUCAGUGUAGGGCUAAUGAUAUUUUACUUUUUGUUCCGGAAUACAUUCACUUUAUCUGUUGUUCAAUUCACUCAUGGUCAAAAUUAAAGGGACCAUAUAUGUUAUGCACCUGGAGCCAAAUGUAGAAACGAGUAUGAAUGACAAUGGAAUUUCCAUUGUUUGAAAAUAGAUACGUGAUGAUAAUAGAGUAAUGACCACAUAAAUUGUAAUUACUGUGUGUCUAUGAAACUAAGUUUUUUGACUUUCAUCUGAGGAAAAAGAAAUGGUAUAUUUUAUCUUUACUAUAUUUCAUUACUACUAUUUGUAAAUACUUUAAUAACAUCAGCUCUUGUAUGGUAGUAUUUUGUACAAGUUAAUAGUAUGUAAUAUGGAGAUUUUAUUUAAUUUUAAAUUGCAGAUAUUGAAACAUUGCCGGAAAACAUUAUUUUUAUAUUAUUCAGAGUAUGUUUAUUCUACAGUGGUGCUUUCUGCAGCUUUGAAAAGUA
Schistocerca nitens (vagrant locust) is the source of this 11157-nucleotide messenger RNA. Its product is annotated as protein dopey-1 homolog. Gene Ontology annotation, biological process: Golgi to endosome transport. Lineage: Eukaryota; Metazoa; Arthropoda; Insecta; Orthoptera; Acrididae. Bases 206 to 7597 code for a protein of 2463 amino acids. The transcript is spliced from 32 exons. The record is from RefSeq and is a predicted model, not a curated record. Gene Ontology annotation, cellular component: trans-Golgi network; endosome.